UAUCAACAAGGCGUACCCUCUCAGCCAUUGCUUGCACAGAGAGGGAAGAGAAGAGAGAGAGAGAGAGAGAGUGAGAGAGGGACAUUGAACCUUUCCCGUACGAUCGAAUUAGGGUUUUGCUUUGGCAUUGCGGAUCUGAUCGCACCCCCAAAUUGCAACCAUUUCGGAGCACAGAUCUCGAUCGUGUAAUUGUUUUGCUUGGUCGUAAUUCGAUUCCGUGGAUUUGAGUCCGGUUCUCGAGUCGUCGCUUUCAUGUUCGACUUCGAAUUCGAUUUUUCCCCUCCUUGUGAGCACCCGUUGUUCAAUAGAUCUUGAAAAUUGGCUCCUCAAAGGCGAUCGCAGCGCCACAUGGGUGGCCAGAUGCAGCAGAGCAAUGCUGCGGCCGCGACCGCCCUCUACGACCACACCGGCGGCGGGUCCCUCCACAAUGCAGGCCCCGCUAGCGACGCGGGGGAUGCGGUCAUGGCGCGUUGGCUCCAGUCCGCCGGGUUGCAGCAUCUGGCCUCUCCCUUGGCCUCCACCGGUAUCGAUCACCGUCUCCUCCCCAAUCUUCUCAUGCAGGGUUAUGGAGCGCAGUCUGCUGAAGAGAAACAGAGGCUUUUUAAGUUGAUGAGAAACCUCAAUUUUAAUGGGGAGUCUGCUUCUGAGCCAUACACACCUACUGCCCAAAGCUCAGGAGGGAUGGCUGCAUCAGAUGGGUUUUAUUCUCAAGAGUUCAGGGGUGAUUUUGGAGCUGGGCUUUUGGAUCUUCAUGCAAUGGAUGAUACAGAGCUUCUGUCCGAGCAUGUUAUUUCAGAACCCUUUGAGCCCUCGCCAUUUAUGCCAGGUGGUACAAGAGCAAUUGACAAUGACUUUAAUGUGACAAGCAGUGGACAGCAAGGAGGGCAACUAGAUACAGAUGCAUCAGUUCCCUUACCUACGAAUGAAAGAGAGGGCGCAAAGGAAAACAACGUGGCUAAAAUUAAAGUUGUGGUACGUAAAAGACCUUUAAACAAGAAGGAGCUUUCUCGGAAGGAGGAGGAUAUAGUAACUGUGUUUGACAGUUCUUAUUUGGCUGUUCAUGAACCCAAAGUGAAGGUGGACUUGACUGCAUAUGUGGAGAAGCACGAGUUUUGUUUUGAUGCUGUUCUCAAUGAGCAAGUCACCAAUGAUGAGGUAUACCGGGUUACUGUUGAACCAAUCAUUCCUACCAUUUUUGAGCGAACAAAGGCUACAUGUUUUGCUUAUGGUCAGACAGGUAGUGGUAAGACAUUCACAAUGCAGCCGUUACCUUUAAGAGCUGCGGAAGACCUUGUUAGAUUGUUGCAUCAGCCAUUCUAUCGUAAUCAGAGAUUCAAAUUGUGGCUUAGCUAUUUUGAGAUAUAUGGUGGAAAACUCUUUGAUCUUCUCAGCGACAGAAAGAAACUUUUCAUGAGGGAAGAUGGAAAGCAACAAGUUUGCAUUGUUGGACUGCAAGAAUUUGAAGUUUCUGAUGUACAAAUUGUUAAAGAAUACAUUGAGAGGGGUAAUGCUGCAAGAAGUACAGGGUCCACUGGUGCCAAUGAGGAAUCUUCCAGGUCACAUGCUAUCUUACAACUUGCUGUUAAGAAGCACAGUGAGGUAAAAGAUUCCAAGCGUAACAAUGAUGUAAAUGAGUCUAAAGCUGGGAAAAUUGUUGGGAAGAUUUCUUUCAUUGAUCUUGCUGGCAGUGAGAGAGGUGCUGACACCACUGAUAAUGACCGACAGACAAGGAUUGAGGGAGCAGAAAUCAACAAGAGCCUUUUGGCGCUUAAGGAGUGCAUUCGUGCUCUGGACAAUGAUCAGAUCCAUAUUCCUUUUCGUGGAAGCAAACUAACAGAAGUGCUUCGUGACUCCUUUGUUGGCAAUUCAAGGACUGUUAUGAUCUCUUGCAUUUCUCCAAAUGCAGGUUCAUGUGAGCAUACACUCAACACUUUGCGAUAUGCAGAUAGGGUUAAAAGUCUUUCUAAAAGUGGAAAUGCAAGAAAGGAUCAGGCAAUAAAUUCAAUACCACCAAAUAAUAAAGAUAUUUCAUCAGCAUUAUCUCUGCCAGUUUCUCUUGACUCCGAGGAUGUUUAUGACCAGCGUCAAGAGAUGAAUGUAGCAGAUACAGGUAGAAGGGUUGCUGAAAAGGAAAGUCUCUCGUACAAUCCUACUGCUGAUUAUAAUAAACAGCCCUCCAAUUUUUCAUCAAGUUACCCCUUAAAUGGAAGGGAGGAAAAAGGGGUGGUUUCUAGCUCAACGGACAGGGAGAGGUACGAAAUGAAAAGUUCUUAUGGUGAUUCUACUAUUCAAAAGGCGCACUCGUAUCCCCAAAUCUCAGUAGAUACAGAAGAGAAAGUGCAAAAGGUGUCACCACCUCGUAGAAAAGUAUCUAGGGAAGAGAAAUCUGAGAAGCUGGGGAGCUGGAUGAAAAAAGAUUCUAGUGGAUCGGAUCUCUCCACCACAGGCAUCAAGCUGCCGAAUACAGGCAAUUACAGCACAAGUAAUGUUGGAUCCCGACAAUAUGAACCUGAACCUCCUCCUGACGGAAAUAUAAAUGCAAUACUUGAGGAAGAAGAGGCCUUAAUUGCUGCUCAUAGAAAAGAAAUUGAGGACACCAUGGAGAUUGUUCGUGAAGAAAUGAAACUGCUAGCAGAAGUGGACCAACCAGGCAGUCUCAUUGACAACUAUGUGACGCAGUUGAACUUUGUGCUUUCUCGUAAGGCAGCAGGGCUGGUUAGUCUUCAAGCUCGCCUCGCAAGGUUCCAGCACCGGUUGAAAGAACAGGAAAUACUUAGUCGGAAACGAGUACCUCGUUAAGGCAGCUAUUUGUUUCUUUGCUUUCACGAGUGGACUAUAUCCUGUCAUGUAAUUCCUCUUUCUCACUAUAUAUGGACCUUUUCUGGUUAUCUAGUUAUACUUCUGGUACAUAUUUUGUUUCUUCCUCUCACAAGUACAUUGAAUGAGCCAGGUCAAGGUACUUAGGAGAGGAUCUAAGAAAACUGCAGAGCCAAACUGUACUUGAGAGCUAUGGUUGCUUUCACAUCCAAACUUUUGGCUUGAACAACGAGGUUUCAUGUCUGUUAUCAGAGAUUACAGUGUUCUCAAUUGUAUUAUUUGGAUGAGUCUGAUGUUGAUCUUGCCCAGA
Molecule: messenger RNA, 3127 nt
Organism: Corylus avellana
Lineage: Eukaryota; Viridiplantae; Streptophyta; Magnoliopsida; Fagales; Betulaceae
Product: kinesin motor protein-like protein
Biological process (GO): microtubule depolymerization; microtubule-based movement
Cellular component (GO): microtubule
Molecular function (GO): microtubule motor activity; ATP binding; microtubule binding
Source: RefSeq, a predicted model, not a curated record